Molecule: messenger RNA, 784 nt
Organism: Tribolium castaneum (red flour beetle)
Lineage: Eukaryota; Metazoa; Arthropoda; Insecta; Coleoptera; Tenebrionidae
Gene: mRpS26
Product: mitochondrial ribosomal protein S26
Exons: 1
Coding region: 86-721 (211 amino acids)
Cellular component (GO): mitochondrial small ribosomal subunit
Source: RefSeq, a predicted model, not a curated record
GCCGCUCUUUUUAGUGACAUUUCACAGAAACUUGACACCAGAUAGUUAGGUUAUGGUGUCCGAGUAGUCCCCAAUUCCGAUUAAAAUGUUACGAAUAAUUUCGAAUCUUCGACUUCUGAACUCAUUUCCCGAGAAUAUGCACAAUUGUCAACCCGUGCGGUGGCGGCGCAAGCCCAUGUGGUUGCCCACGGCCAAAAGCAAGGUCUUCAGAGUGCCCCCAAGGCCCCAAAUUUCGGAGGAAGAAGACAAUGAAUUGAAACGACUGAACAACAACUAUCGUACGGCAAUGAACUCAAUUCGGAGAUAUUUAACCAAUCGAUACAGCGUUAAACUGCAAGCGAAGGCUGACACGGAACAGUUGAAAAAAGCGUUUGAAGAGGAUUUGGCGCGAUGUAAAGCUAUAAACGAUGAAUGGAAUGCGGAAUUGGAGAAGGUGAGGAACGAACGGAUAGCGAAACAAUUGGAGGAAGAUAUAAAAUUCGCGGAAAAUCGCAAACUGGAAUUGUUGAAACGGGAAGAGGAAAUGUUGGCACAGGCUGAAGAGAUUGUCAGGAAGGAGAAGGAGUUGGUAGGGACGUUUAUCACGCCUGAGAUGUUAGAUGAAGCUAUUGAGAAUGCGAUUAAUAAUCCGGUGGAUUAUAACUUUGCUAUUGAUUUAGAAGGGAAUAAAAUCCUAGGGCGGGAAACCACACCAGUGGAAAAAGCUCAAGUAAAACAAUAGGUUUAGCAAUAGAAAUGUUUUAUUUUAUAAAUUACAAAACUUAAUAAAUUAUCACGAAAAUAA